CUUUGCAGCAUCAUUUGCCAUCUGAUGGAUCAUUCCGCGGAAUGUAAAUAGUUCGUCGGUGCACCGCCGUUUGAAACGGAAUAUGUUUCAGAGAAAGACAGCGGCGGCGGACGGAUAUCGCGGUUGAGGCAGGUGCCGAUGACGUCACGCCGUCCCUUGCCAGCCGGGGUGUGAGCGGCAGUGGCGGAGUCCGUUAGCUGCACUUUACCGGCUGUGCCUGUUAUAACGACACCAUGGUGGCCAAGCAGAGGAUCCGGAUGGCCAACGAGAAGCACAGCAAGAACAUCACACAGAGAGGAAACGUGGCAAAAACUCUGAGGCCACAAGAAGAGAAAUAUCCUGUAGGACCGUGGCUUCUCGCACUGUUUGUUUUUGUUGUCUGUGGAUCAGCAAUUUUUCAGAUAAUCCAAAGCAUCAGAAUGGGCAUUUGAGACGUUAAAGAAGAUGGACAUUUGCCUUACAUUAGCAUUGAUACCUGAGAGUCACAGCUAUGAGUCCAUAGCAAUUAUUAAUUUCUAUGUGCCUACUGAGUUUACUACGAAGAAGGGAGAGAGACUUCUCAUUGUUCAUCUAGGUGCAUAAACACCUGGGAGCGCCCAGUGCUUUUAUAUAAAAUUGUUGACUUAAUAAAUAGGGUCAGCUGUGACAGCUUUAUUUGUAAUUUUUUUUUUCUUGAUAGAUCCGAUG
Molecule: messenger RNA, 687 nt
Organism: Pelobates fuscus (common spadefoot toad)
Lineage: Eukaryota; Metazoa; Chordata; Amphibia; Anura; Pelobatidae
Gene: SERP2
Product: stress associated endoplasmic reticulum protein family member 2
Exons: 3
Coding region: 234-431 (65 amino acids)
Biological process (GO): endoplasmic reticulum unfolded protein response
Cellular component (GO): endoplasmic reticulum
Source: RefSeq, a predicted model, not a curated record